GAAACCUGGGACCAGCUCGGCUCCCUCCCGCCCGCCCGCCUUGGCUGGGUCCUGAUGCCAGCAGACAGUUAUUAGUACAGCGAUGGGCCAGGGAGUCAGAGGCAACCGGCAGCCCCGGGCCUGACUAAGCUGCUCAGCCCGGCCUUCAUGGUCACCAUGGCAACAGCCUCCCUGACUCCCAGUUGGGCUGCUCUCUUGAUUCCACUCUUGGUGCUUGGGAUGCCCACUGAGGAGCCCACACCUGAGACACCUUCCCAAGCCCCAGGGGGCUGCCAGCGAUGCUGCCAAGGACCAGAUUCCCAAGACUCUUCAGGACCCAGUCCAUCUGUUGUUCCCUAUGUUCUGCCCGAGGUGAGACCCUACAUCAACAUCACCAUCUUGAAGGGAGAUAAAGGAGACCGGGGUCCUCUUGGGAUGCCAGGGAAGAUGGGCAAGGAAGGCUCCCGAGGGGAUCGUGGCCCUCAGGGGCCCAAAGGGGCCAAAGGCCAGGCAGGAAGCCCAGGGGAGCCAUGCCAGGCACGGUACUCAGCUUUCUCUGUGGGCCGCAAGAAGGCUCUCCACAGCAGCGAGGACUACCAGCCCUUACUCUUUGACACAGUCUUCGUGAACUUGGACGGUCGAUUCGACAUGUUCUCUGGCCACUUCUCGGCCCCCAUUGCCGGCAUCUACUACUUCAGCCUCAACGUCCACACCUGGAACUUCAAGGAGACCUACCUGCACCUGAUGCGCAAUGAGGAGCCCACCGUCAUCCUGUAUGCACAGCCCAGUGACCGCAGCAUCAUGCAGAGUCAGAGUGUCCUCCUGGAGCUGGCCUCCGGGGACAAGGCCUGGGUCCGCCUCUACAAGCACCAGCGGGAGAAUGCCAUCUACAGCGAUGACGUGGACACCUACAUCACCUUCAGUGGCCACCUCAUCAAGCCAGGGGAUGAGUGACCCCCUCAUCUCCCCUCAUCCACCCCCAACCCCUGCUGUCAUUCCCCCAAGGUUUUCCUCCUGAGCUCUUCUCUAAUCUCCUCCACCCUCAGCCAUGGCAAUGGCAGCUGGGGGGAAUUCAAGACACUUGGGUUCUUUCCCCAAAUAUUUGACUUGAGCAAAUCACAUUCCCUUCUGGGCCUCAGUUUACUCACCUAGACCAAAAGAUCUCUAAGGGCUUUUCCAUCUCUCAAAUUCUAUGAUCUGGUCUCCUCCAUCUUCUUUUCUCCUGCUCUCUUCGUCCUGAACUUUCUUCUUUUCUGCUCCCCUUUCUCUCUUCUCCCUCUUUCACUUCUCCUCCACUCUCCCUUCUCCAUUAUCCUUCUCUCACCUCUUUUCCUUUUCCCUCUUCCUUUGCUUCUUCCUCCUUUUCUUCAGAGUCCCCUCCUCAUCUCAUCUCAUUCAUUCAUUCAUUCAAUAUGAAUGUUUUGAAGCCCCUCUUAUCCUCCAGGCACUGUGCUCUAGGGUACAGAAACAACCAGGAAAUACUUCUUGCCCUCAGGGAGCUAACUUUCCACCAAGCCCUCAUUUUCCUCCCUGUCUCUCCCUCACUCCCUUCCCCACCCAAGAGAUUCUUCCUUUCCUCUGAACCUCCCCAAAUGUCCUCCCCAUGGCUCUGGAUGAGUCUUCUCCUUUUCCUUCACCCAUCAUUAUGACUUCCUCAUCUACUACCUCCUACCCUUUCCCCAAUUUCCCUCCUGCCAUCACUGCAUCCAAAGAAUAGAUGCUAAAAGACAAGAGGCAGGGGGGAUGUCUACAGCCUGCCUGUGGGUACAAAGGCCAGAUAGAUCACAUCUCAGAGCUGAGGCCAGAUCCUAGAAGAUGGCCCUUAGCUGUCCACUCCGUAAUGGUUUCUUUUCCCCCCUUAAGAGGCUCCACGGAACAAGCCUUUAUAAACAGCUGGCCCACAGCUGGAAUGCCUCCCCCGUGUGGCCUCUGGGCAUCCUCACACUUCCUUCUGGGGGACAGGGUCUUUUGCUCCAGCCCCAGACUUUGGCAUCAUCUACUCCCCUGUUCUCACAGGACAGAGGCAGACACAGAAGGGGCCCUCAUUCUCUCCCUUUCCUCCAUGGGUCAGCUGCCCAGUGACCCCAGGGCCCACACAUUCUCUUCUGCCCUUCCCCUACCCCAGCCCCUACCUAGGGCAGGCUAUGACCUAAAAUGUGAAGCUCACCUUUUUAAAUCUCCUCCGCUCACUGGUUCCCAUGGUGCUAAGGAGACAGAGCUCAGCCUUCCCUUCAAGCUCAUCUUGGUGCAUCCCAGGCAUGGCUGGGCAAAGGGGAAGGAGGGAAGCCUUGCUUCUCUCUGAGCUGAUCUGGGAUAGCCGGAAAGGAGAGAACAAAGGGAAGGGAUGUCAAGCUCCUCCCGACCCCCAAGAGAGAAGAACAGAAAAGGGUGGACGAGAUAAGCUCAGCUCUGGAAGCCUAGGAUUCUAAGAGAGGUGAGGGGUCCACGAUGCCAUCCCAUGUCUCUCCUAUCAUCUAAAGCUCUUUCAUUUCCAAGGACCUUGGGCUUUGCCCUGCCUCCAGGCAUCAUCUCUCCCAGGAAAGCUCAGGAAACGAGGAGAGAGACCACCAGGGGUGGCAUCAAGGGGAGAGCAGGCAGAGCUGGGACCCUCACUUCCCUCCUUCCCCACUCCCCCCAUGGUGCCUAAACCCUCUUGUCCAGGAUUGGCCUCCAGCUCAUUGGUGCUAAUUCCUCCCGACCUUCAUGGGGGAGCGGGGCAGGCCCUGGUGCUUUUGUGGGCAAGUCCCACCUGGGGGUGGGCUCCAUGCAUUCACUGGUGCUGGGGGUGACCUACAUAUGCAACUGCAACCAAGGUCACCGGAGAUGUGCCUCCAAACCACAGCGACAUUUCGGUCUUGUCUCAGGCUGAUUAAAAAGCGUGCUAUGUUUUUCUCAGCA
Monodelphis domestica (gray short-tailed opossum) is the source of this 2877-nucleotide messenger RNA. RefSeq names its product C1q and TNF related 6 (gene C1QTNF6). NCBI's taxonomy places the organism in Eukaryota, Metazoa, Chordata, Mammalia, Didelphimorphia, Didelphidae. The record is from RefSeq and is a predicted model, not a curated record. Gene Ontology annotation, molecular function: protein binding.